Dimorphilus gyrociliatus is the source of this 1884-nucleotide messenger RNA. The record is from the annotation of a GenBank genome assembly. Lineage: Eukaryota; Metazoa; Annelida; Polychaeta; Dinophilidae.
AUUGACAUAUCCUCAUUCAUAAACCACAAGGUGCUUUUAGGCUAACGAUUAACAACAGGUUUUACUUGCUGGUCACGAUUUUGGCUUCGAUAAUAUUAUACUGCUUUACUUGUUGAAGAAGAUAAUUCAUUUGUUUAGGAUAAAAGAUAUAUUAAAAAGACAGGAUAAAAAAAUUUAACAAGACAAAACACGUUAAACUCAAUUUGUGAAUAUUUAGUAGAAUAUUGUCUUUAUUAAUCAGAGAGACCAAGUGGAAUUUUGAAUAAUAAAAAAACAAAGUAAGGAAUUUUUGAGAGCAGCGACUUUUUAAAGGUCAAUUACUUUUAUCAAAAAAGGAUACGACGUUGUUCGAAAUUUUAAUAUGAACGGCAAAUUUGCCGUCUUAAGAUGACGGAUAAACCAACCUUACCAAGACCCCCAACAGUUAAUGUCCUACCGGCCGAGGAUGAGAGAGAUGAAGGUGCCUGCGACCUGGAGGACAAUAAUACGCUCAAAGAAAGAGCCGAAUCAUCCGCGUCGAUUGCUGGCACAAAUGUAAACGAAGACUUGGAUAAAGAGAGCUCAGUGUUCCGUCGUUUUGGUACUCAAUCCCGAAUAAAUCUUGAACAGAAAGUACUUGAAUGGGAAGAGGAAGAAAAGGAACGAAAAAAUCAACAUGAAGAAGGCCGUCUUGUUGAUGGUGAAUUGAAAUUCGGUAAUGACGAAGGGAGUAAGGAUCCCCCUCCAGAAAGAGAUUUAGCGCUAUUCGAAGGAAACCCACUACCUGAUCAGUAUGGAAACUUAUUUCCAGAGGAUGGUUAUGGAGUACCAAUGGAAGAGAUUGACCCUUAUCUCCAUUAUAAGGCAAGCCUUUUAAUAAUUUAUAUCUAUCCCUAUAGAUCUAUGGCGUUAAAAUUUCAUUUUUCGCUAACAAAGCCCCUUAUUUAGGUGUAAAGCACUUACUGCUGAUGGUUCAGUUCAACUGAGCAACAUUGGAUUAUACCUAUUAAUUUAUGACAUUCUAUACGACUGUUAUUUUAAAAUUAACGUCUGUAUUUAGUUUAAAAUUUUUUUGCAGUCUGUCGUAAAGCAUACCAAUACUGCAAUAUGAUGCUGUUUAUACAUGCGCGUGUCAAUAAUUACCUAGGUGCCGCAAUUGCGUUCAAUCACAUUAUUUUAUUAAUCUUUUGUAACAGGGGAUUAACCGGCUUGUAUAAUUUUAUGGCAACCGGUAUAAAGCUAAUGAGAAUAGAAAUCUUGGCCUCAAUAUACGGCCAGGAAAGAGAGUCUUGUAAUUUUACAAAUAUUUACGUCACUAGUGUUAUUCUUUUACUCAUUUAUUUUUUGUGAAUUUCCUUUCAUUUUCUCUCACAGAAUCUUGUCAAUCUUCUCCAAGUUCCUAUUUUCUAUAAUUUAUAUCUUUAUUCCGUAUAUCAUAGUCUUUGUUUUUAGGUAUGAAGCCACACCCACUUUUUUUAAUACUAAGUGCCAAAUAGCUACCCUUAUUCCUUUCGUUAAUCUUCUAUAAGAAUAGACUUUAACAGAUUAAAGAACUCUGCAAGUUUUCUUUAAAACAGAGUAGAAUACAGUUCCUUUAAUAAUGAUGAUUAUCCUCUAAUCUAUGCUUCAGGGAUAUACCUUUGGGAAUAGAUUUAACAUUCCUAAAGAUCUCGUUCCUUAAGGUCCAGCCUAUUUGUCAGAUAAAAAAUAAAAGACAUGAAACAGUUUACAAAACAUAUGCGUUUCAUAACUUCCUUUUGAAAAUUGAGAACGAUUAUUUACGAAACAUAUUGAAACUCUCUACUUGCUUUAUAAAAUCUUAUUAGACAUAUUUUCCUUUAUAUUCACAAAUAUUAAAAUAUGAAUAAAACUCAAAUAAACAAUGAGAAAUUGAAGAAAUGAUAA